This is a messenger RNA of Liolophura sinensis, 2468 nucleotides long. RefSeq names its product X-ray repair cross-complementing protein 5-like. Gene Ontology annotation, cellular component: nucleus; Ku70:Ku80 complex. The coding region runs from base 281 to 2089 and encodes 602 amino acids. The record is from RefSeq and is a predicted model, not a curated record. Lineage: Eukaryota; Metazoa; Mollusca; Polyplacophora; Chitonida; Chitonidae. Gene Ontology annotation, biological process: double-strand break repair via nonhomologous end joining; telomere maintenance. Gene Ontology annotation, molecular function: telomeric repeat DNA binding; DNA helicase activity; double-stranded DNA binding. The transcript is spliced from 19 exons.
UUUUGUGCUUUGUAAUGAUGACACUGAUUUGUCGUCAUUGAAACUAGUGUUUUAAGAAAAUUAACAAUGUUGUUAUUGCAUUGACAAUGCUGUUAAAGCUGCUUAAGUUAGAAUUUUUGGCUGUCAGUGUUCAUCAAAAAGAACACCGCUAGGCUUCCUGCUUGUGUAGUUACCUGUAUGUACUUAUGUGGUGAUUGCCAUCUUACUAUACUUUCAGUGAUUAGAAUAACAGACAUAAAACUCAUAUGCGUUUUGUAUUUUCAGAAGUGCUUAGUUCAAUAUGGCAGAUUUGGGAUUUGCAAAGUUUGGUGAUGAUGAUGAUGAAAAUGAGGAAGAGUUUGAAGGAGAUUAUAAGCAAAGCUGGGGUCAAAAGGAUGGACUGAUAUUUCUCAUCGAUUGUUCUCAGUCAAUGUUUGAGCCUGCAGAAGAAGAUGAAGAGAGUUCAUUUGAAAUCUGUAUAAAGUGUGCCAAGACAACCUUACAAAACAAGAUCAUCAGCAGUGACAAAGAUGUUGUUGGCAUUGUUUUCUAUGCAACAAAAAAAUCCAACAGUGAUUUCAAGAAUAUUUAUGUGUAUCAGGAAUUGGACCAGCCUGGGGCUCAGAGAAUUUUAGACCUUGAGAAAAUGUUAGAAGAUGGUAUUCAAACAUUUGAUGAGGAGUUUGGUCACAGCAAAACGUUUUCACUCAGUGAAGCUUUCUGGACUUGUUCCAACAUGUUUUCUAAAAGCACGCACAAGAUAAACUUCAAGAGGGUGAUGCUGUUUACAAAUGAUGAUGACCCUCAUGCUGGUAAUGCACAACUCCAGCGUCAAGCCCGGACAAAAGCCAGCGAUCUGAACGAGAAUGGGAUAGAUCUGGAAUUGAUGCACAUGUUAAAGCCUGGCCAAUCAUUUGACAUCAGUAAAUUCUACAAGGACUUACUGUUCACUGCUGAUGAUGAAUUGACAGAUUUACCUGAUGCAUCAGAAAGACUGGAGGAGCUUAUGACCAGAGUCCGCUCCAAAGACCACAAGAAGAGAGCACAGGGACGGCUAACAUUCACCCUGGGAGAGGGACUUGACUUCUCAGUUGGAGUUUAUAACUUGGUGCGGACCUGCACAAAAACUUACCCCGUUAAACUGUCCAAAAAGGAUAAUGAAGAGCUGAAGGGACAUAGCAAAUCUUACCUCAAGGAUACAGGGGAAGUGUUGAUGCCUCAGGAUAUGAAAAAGGCUCAGACGUACGGAGGACGACAGAUUUGCUUUGAGGAAGAUGAAGUGAAGGAAAUCAAAAGAUUUGAUGACCCUGGGUUGGUUCUGAUGGGCUUCAAACCACGCAGUUUACUUAAGAGACAUUACCAUGUGAAACCUGCACAGUUUCUGUAUCCUGAUGAAUCUAUGAUUUCUGGCAGUACCACCCUAUUCACUGGCCUCCUAAGAAAGUGCUUAGACAGAGAUGUGGUGCCCAUAUGCCGUUACAUUCCCAGAAAAAACUCUCCACCAUAUUUUGUUGCUCUUCUACCCCAGGAAGAGGAACAAGAUGAACGUAAAGUACAGCUGACCCCUCCAGGGUUUCAUGUCAUCUUCCUGCCUUUUGCUGAUGACUUCAGGAAGAUACCAGUGGAAGAUACCCCUAGAGCAAACGAGACUCAGAUCAAUAAGGCAAAAGAUAUGGUGAAAAAGUUGCAGUUCACAUUCUCCAGUGAGAGUUUUGAGAACCCUGUGUUACAGCAGCAUUGGAGGAACAUCGAGGCUCUUGCCCUGGACAGAGACGCUCCAGAGGACAUCACAGAUUACACAGAGCCUGAUGUGAAGCGCAUGGAGAAGAGAGCAGGAAAAGUGAUGGAGGAUUUCAGUGACCUGGUGUUUCCAGAUGGCUAUGUACCCGGGGCAAAACGGGGAGGACGGUCAGGAGGAGGUGAUGCUGCCAAGAAAGCCAAACUGGAGGAAGCGCAGAACUUAGAUUUGAAGAAGGAGGCUCAAGAAGGGAGGCUGGGAAAAUUGACCGUGCCUGUUCUGAGGGAAUUCAUCAAACGAGAGAAGAUUCAGGCCAGUGGCACGAGGAAGGCAGAUCUCAUAGAUGCCAUAAAUGACCACUUUGGUGUUUGAGAAAGAGGAUCAUCUGUUCAUAGAAAGUGAAAGUAACAAAUCAAUAGUCAUAUAUUUGUUGUUUUGUUUGUUUGUUUUUUUUUGUGGCAUUCUAAUUUUUUUUUUUCUUUUUUUGCAAUUCCAGUAGCUUGGCCGAUAACUUGUAUGUGAUUAAUGGAAUUCACUCCACACAUAAAAAUGACAGAUUGUUAUCUUGCGUGUCAACCAUCAUAAUAGUGUAGUUAUGGAUCAGUCUUUAUUUAGAAGGUGUUUAUAAAUCAAAAUGAUUUACACUGGAGGUUUAGAACCCUAUUCACGAAAGGCCUUGAAAAGAGCUUGCUUUAUUGUAAAUUUGAUUUUUAUACAAAAUUCAAGAUUCAUUGUCCCUGUGCACAUUUGU